Gopherus evgoodei (Goodes thornscrub tortoise) is the source of this 1592-nucleotide messenger RNA. RefSeq names its product transmembrane serine protease 12 (gene TMPRSS12). Gene Ontology annotation, biological process: proteolysis. The record is from RefSeq and is a predicted model, not a curated record. Bases 35 to 1030 code for a protein of 331 amino acids. The transcript is spliced from 5 exons. Lineage: Eukaryota; Metazoa; Chordata; Testudines; Testudinidae. Gene Ontology annotation, molecular function: serine-type endopeptidase activity.
CGAACCAGCCGCCAUUUUGUUUGAUCCCCGGACGAUGUGGCCGAGUCUCUGUGCCGCCGCCGCCCUCGUGGUGGUGCUGCUGCAAGCGGGCGGCAGCACCGGGAGCCUGGCCCCGAGGAGCUCCACGAGCACCUGUGGAGAGCGGGUACUGGUGGAUAUGAUAUCAGGACCUCGAAUCGUAGGUGGACAUGAUGCACAGCUCGGAGCAUGGCCGUGGCAAGUUAGUCUCCAAGUUUACCAAUAUGGUGUAGGAUUUAAACAUCUGUGCGGUGGAUCUUUGGUUAAUGAGUAUUCAGUACUGACAGCAGCACAUUGUGUUAGACGACAAGUGGACCCAUACUACUGGAGGGUUGUGAUUGGCCUUCAUGAUAUUUCCAGACCUGAGAGACAUACUGUGAAACAUAGUGUUAGAGAGAUUAUUGUCCAUUCAGAAUUCCGGAUAGAGACGUUUGAAAAUGAUAUUGCAUUAUUUAAACUAUAUAAAUCUGUAAGCUACAAUGACUAUAUUCAGCCCAUCUGCUUACCCUUUAUUCACAUUCAUCUAAACAUCAACAACCAAACAAAGUGCUUCAUAAGUGGUUGGGGUAGUAUUUCAGAGAAAGGUGAAGGCUCACCUAUAUUACAAGAAGCUCAAGUAGACAUUGUUCCUUCUGAUAUUUGUAAUGGUUUUGAAUGGUAUGAAGGAAUGGUUAAUAAUAAUAUGUUUUGUGCUGGCUUUGAAUCUGGAGGUAUCGAUAGCUGUCAGGGAGAUAGCGGUGGACCAUUAGUGUGCUGUCACCUGGAUACCAGCAAAUAUUAUCUGAUAGGGAUUACCAGUUUUGGAUUUGGAUGCGGCCGACCCAAACUUCCUGGGAUCUAUGUACGUGUGUCUCGAUAUAGAAGGUGGAUAAAAGCUCACCUUUUGCUGGCUAGCAAAGCCACCAGGACCCUGAGCAUUACAAUUGCUCUGAUUCUCUUGACUGUGGGGUGGACACACACAUCAUUUGAUUACACUAGAGACAUCAGGGGCUUCUCUGAGAUUGCCGCAUGAACAGGCAGCCACGCAUGAUUUUUAUGAAUAAGUAUCCUUAAUGAAUGUGUGUAAAUGCUACUUGUUUAGUAAAAGGCAUGUGUUUUUUUGUCUAAUCUAUGUACACAGCCUGUAAUAAAGCAUUUUUGAGCUAUUAUCACUAGUAUCAUAAGUAAAAAGAUGCACAAUAGAGAAAGAUAUUGUACAAUUGCAUUAGUAUAUUCUGUGGGACUUGAACUUUAAACAUGAUGAAAACCAGCCUGUUUUCUAGAAUGUUGUUACAAGGUUAUAGUUCGUUAAAUAAAGGACCAUUAAAGAAAAUGUGCAUUACAGUGGUUAGCUGGCACAGCAUAGCAGUCCCUUGUUUGUUAAAGUAAAGCAGAAAAUGUAUAAUUUAAGCAAAUCAUACUGUGUAUUCUGUUCUAGGCUUAAAGGGACAUUGUCAUGUAAAUGAUUUUUCAAUACUGUAACAUCUUAGGAUCUUUAAAAUAAAAUGUAUUAUCCACCCAGAUCGAUACAGAUUUUGUUUGUGGAAAAAACAAUUUAACUGUUUCAUGCCCUGGAAUGUUUUGUGCACCAGAAU